CAGGCCGGGCGCGCGUGCUCGGAGGCCUCCAGGACCCAGCCGGCUGCCAGCUGGUGCCAGCGACCAUGGACGUGAGGUGGCCUCCCAGCUCCCGCCCCCUGCUGGGGGUCUGCACCUUUGUCUCCCUGGCCAGCGCUGCCUUCCUGGGGCACGUCCUGCUCCGAGAUUUCUUGGUGGUCCCCCAAGAGCAGCGUGGCUUCUCCCAAGUACCUGAGGAGCUUUAUCGUGCUCGCCAGCAGGGAUCCAGUGACCCAGGCCCCCAGCCCACCCCAGGGCACCACGGCAGUCCCCGAGCAGCACCCACACAGUGCGAUGUGCCCCCCAACAGCCGCUUCGACUGUGCCCCCGACAAGGCCAUCACCCAGGAGCAGUGUGAGGCCCGGGGCUGUUGCUACCGGCCUGCAAGGCAGUGGCCUCAGGUCCCCCGGAUGGGGCAGCCCUGGUGCUUCUUCCCACCCAGCUACCCGAGUUACAAGCUGGAGAACCUGACCACCACAGAGACAGGCUACACGGCCACCCUGACCCGCAACACCCCAACCUUCUUCCCCAAGGACAUCUUGACCUUACGGCUGGACGUGCUGCUGGAGACGGAGAGCCGGCUUCACUUCACGAUCAAGGAUCCCGCCAACAGGCGCUACGAGGUGCCCCUGGAGACUCCACGUGUCCGCAGCCGGGCCUCGUCCACACUCUACAGCAUGGAGUUCCAGGAAGAGCCUUUUGGGGUGGUCGUGCACCGGAAGCUGGAUGGCCGGGUGCUGCUGAACACGACGGUGGCCCCCCUGUUCUUCGCCGACCAGUUUCUGCAGCUGUCCACCUCCCUGCCGUCCCAGCACAUCACGGGCCUUGCCGAGCAUCUCGGCUCCCUGAUGCUCAGCACCAACUGGACCAAGAUCACCCUCUGGAACCGGGACAUCGCCCCCUCGCCCAACGUGAACCUGUAUGGGUCGCAUCCUUUCUACCUGGUGCUGGAGGAUGGCGGGUCAGCUCACGGGGUCUUCCUGCUGAACAGCAAUGCCAUGGAUGUGGUCCUGCAGCCGAGCCCGGCCCUCAGCUGGAGGUCGACAGGUGGGAUCCUGGACAUGUACAUCUUCCUAGGCCCUGAGCCCAAGAGCGUGGUGCAGCAGUACCUGGAAGUCGUGGGCUACCCGUUCAUGCCGCCGUACUGGGGCCUGGGCUUCCACCUCUGCCGCUGGGGCUACUCCUCCACCGCCAUCACCCGCCAGGUGGUAGAGAACAUGACCAGGGCCCGCUUCCCCCUGGACACGCAGUGGAAUGACCUGGACUACAUGGACGCCAGGAGGGACUUCACCUUCAACAAGGACGGUUUCAGGGACUUCCCGGCCAUGGUGCAGGAUCUCCACCAGGAUGGCCGGCGGUACGUGAUGAUCGUGGACCCUGCCAUCAGCAGCUCCAGCCCCCCCGGCAGCUACCGUCCCUAUGACGAGGGUCUGCGGAGGAGGGUUUUCAUCACCAACGAGACCGGGCAACCUCUGAUUGGGAAGGUGUGGCCCGGAUUCACCGCCUUCCCCGACUUCACCAGCCCCGAGGCCCUGGACUGGUGGCAGGACAUGGUGUCUGAGUUCCACGCCCAGGUGCCCUUCGACGGCAUGUGGAUCGACAUGAACGAGCCCUCCAACUUCGUAAAGGGCUCUGUGGAUGGCUGCCCCGACAACGACCUGGAGAACCCGCCCUACGUGCCAGGGGUGGUUGGCGGGACCCUGCGGGCCGCCACCAUCUGUGCCUCCAGCCGCCAGUUCCUCUCCACGCACUACAACCUGCACAACGUGUACGGCCUGACGGAAGCCCUCGCCUCCCACAGGGCCCUCGUGAGGGCUCGGGGGACGCGCCCCUUUGUGAUCUCCCGCUCAACCUUCGCCGGCCACGGCCGAUACGCCGGCCACUGGACGGGGGAUGUGUGGAGCAGCUGGGAGCAGCUGUCGUACUCCGUGCCAGAAAUCCUGCUGUUCAACCUGCUGGGGGUGCCACUGGUCGGGGCCGACGUCUGUGGCUUCCUGGGCAACACCUCGGAGGAACUGUGUGUCCGCUGGACCCAGCUGGGGGCCUUCUACCCGUUCAUGCGGAAUCACAACGACCUCAAAAGCCUGCCUCAGGAGCCGUACAGGUUCAGCGAGACCGCGCAGGAAGCCAUGCGGAAGGCCCUCAGCCUGCGCUACGCCUUGCUGCCCUACCUGUACCUGCUGUUCCACCGGGCCCACGUCCUGGGCGAGACCGUGGCCCGGCCCCUCUUCCUGGAGUUCCCCGAGGACCCCCGCACCUGGACCGUGGACCAGCAGCUCCUGUGGGGGGCAGCUGUGCUCAUCACCCCCGUGCUUGAGGCUGGGAAGGUCCAAGUGACUGGCUACUUCCCUUCUGGCACAUGGUACAACCUGCAGACAGUGCCAGGAGAGGCCUUCGGCAGCCUCCCACCUCCACCUCGGGCUCCCCUCACGUCUGCCAUCCACAGCAAGGGGCAGUGGGUGACCCUGCCGGCCCCACUGGACACCAUCAACCUCCACCUCCGGGCUGGACACAUCAUCCCCCUGCAGGGCCCUGGCCUCACAACCACGGAGUCCCGGAAGCAGCCCAUGGCCCUGCUCGCAGCCCUGACCACAAACAGGGAGGCCCAAGGGGAGCUAUUCUGGGAUGACGGGGAGAGCCUGGGGGUGCCAGAGCGCGGGGACUACACGAAGGUCAUCUUCCUGGCCAGGAAUAACACCAUCGUGAACGAGCUGGUGCACGUGACUAGCGAGGGCGCCAGCCUGCAGCUGAGGAAGGUGACCAUCCUGGGGGUGGCCGUGGCCCCCAGCCAGGUCCUCUCUAAUGGCGUCCCUGUCUCCAACUUCACCUACAGCCCUGACACCAAGACCCUGGACAUCCCUGUCUCACUGAUGAUGGGAGAGCAGUUUCUCAUCAGUUGGUCGUAACCCGGGGCCAGUGGUGUGUUGAUCCUUUAUGGGAGGAGACGGAUUUCACCGUGGCCCCAGCACCUGCGAACUCUUGGUCAGGACGUGUGGGUGGCCUCAGGGGCAGAAGCCCAUGCCCCAUGUCUCAUGGCCCCGACCUCCCUCGAAUACCCAGAUCUGCAUAUGCGUCUACCUCCUGGGACCCGGGG
Molecule: messenger RNA, 3112 nt
Organism: Odobenus rosmarus divergens (Pacific walrus)
Lineage: Eukaryota; Metazoa; Chordata; Mammalia; Carnivora; Odobenidae
Gene: GAA
Product: glucosidase, alpha; acid
Exons: 20
Coding region: 66-2924 (952 amino acids)
Biological process (GO): lysosome organization; glycogen catabolic process
Cellular component (GO): lysosomal membrane
Molecular function (GO): carbohydrate binding; alpha-1,4-glucosidase activity
Source: RefSeq, a predicted model, not a curated record